ACGAGAACAAACACGGCCAAGGCGCUGCCUGGCCGGUCCUCUGCGGCGGGACAUGGCCAACGUCUCCAAAAAGGUGUCGUGGUCCGGACGCGACGUGGACGACGACGAGGCGGCGCCGCUGCUGCGGAGGGCGGCGCGGCCCGGGGCGCCGGCCGGGGAGGCCACGCCGCUGUUGAACGGGGCUGGGCCUGCGGCCGUCCGCGCGUCACCCCAUUCAGCAUUUUUCCGGAUCGGACAGAUGAGCAACGUGGAACUGGAUGAUGAGCUUCUGGACCCUGACAUGGACCCCCUUCACCCCUUCCCCAAGGAGAUCCCGCACAACGAGAAGCUUCUGUCCCUCAAGUAUGAGAGCUUGGACUAUGACAACAGCGAGAACCAGCUGUUCCUGGAGGAGGAGCGGCGCAUCAAUCACACAGCCUUCCGGACCGUGGAGAUAAAGCGCUGGGUCAUCUGUGCCAUGAUCGGGAUCCUCACGGGCCUUGUGGCCUGCUUCAUCGACAUCGUGGUGGAGAAGCUGGCCGGCCUAAAGUACCGGGUCGUCAAGGACAACAUUGACAAGUUCACGGCGCGGGGCGGGCUGUCCUUCUCCCUCCUGCUGUGGGCCUCGCUCAAUGUGGCCUUUGUGCUCCUGGGCUCUGUGAUCGUCGCCUUCAUAGAGCCAGUCGCUGCUGGCAGCGGGAUCCCCCAGAUCAAGUGCUUCCUCAACGGGGUGAAGAUCCCCCACGUGGUCCGGCUCAAGACGCUGGUGAUCAAAGUGUCCGGCGUGAUCCUGUCCGUGGUUGGGGGACUGGCUGUGGGGAAGGAGGGACCAAUGAUCCAUUCGGGCUCCGUGAUUGCUGCUGGGGUCUCCCAGGGGAGGUCCACAUCACUGAAGCGGGAUUUCAAGAUCUUUGAGUACUUCCGCAGAGACACAGAGAAACGGGACUUUGUCUCAGCAGGAGCUGCGGCCGGAGUGUCUGCUGCGUUUGGGGCCCCUGUAGGUGGGGUCCUGUUCAGCUUGGAGGAGGGUGCAUCCUUCUGGAAUCAGUUCCUGACAUGGAGAAUCUUCUUUGCUUCCAUGAUUUCCACCUUCACCCUGAAUUUCGUCUUAAGCAUUUACCAUGGAAACGUGUGGGAUCUGUCCAGCCCCGGUCUCAUCAAUUUUGGAAGAUUUGACACUGAGACGAUGGUGUACACAAUCCAUGAGAUCCCCAUCUUCAUCGCCAUGGGCGUGGUGGGUGGCAUUCUCGGAGCUGUGUUCAACGCCUUGAAUUACUGGUUGACGAUGUUUCGAAUCAGGUACAUCCACCGGCCCUGCCUUCAGGUGAUCGAGGCCAUGCUGGUGGCCGCCGUCACGGCCACGGUUGCCUUCGUGCUGAUUUAUUCGUCCCGGGAUUGCCAGCCCCUGCAGGGGAGCUCCGUGUCCUAUCCACUCCAGCUGUUCUGUGCCGAUGGCGAGUAUAAUUCGAUGGCUGCAGCCUUCUUCAACACCCCAGAGAAGAGCGUGGUCAGCCUUUUCCACGACCCCCCAGCUCCGCCUGGGGUUGAGUCCGUGUGGCAAGCCCUGGCCAGCGCCCUGUCUGCAGGUUCCUACAACCCCAUGACGCUCGGCCUCUUCACCCUGGUCUACUUCUUCUUGGCCUGCUGGACCUACGGGCUCACGGUGUCGGCCGGUGUCUUCAUCCCAUCCCUGCUCAUCGGAGCUGCCUGGGGCCGGCUCUUUGGCAUCUCCCUGUCCUACCUCACCGGGGCCGCGGUCUGGGCAGACCCCGGCAAGUACGCCCUGAUGGGAGCAGCUGCCCAGCUGGGUGGGAUUGUGAGGAUGACGCUGAGCCUGACAGUCAUCAUGAUGGAGGCCACCAGCAAUGUGACCUACGGCUUCCCCAUCAUGCUGGUGCUGAUGACCGCCAAGAUUGUGGGGGAUGUCUUCAUCGAGGGCCUGUACGACAUGCACAUCCAGCUGCAGAGUGUGCCCUUCCUGCACUGGGAAGCCCCAGUCACCUCACACUCGCUCACCGCCAGGGAGGUGAUGAGCACACCAGUCACCUGUCUGCGGAGGAGGGAGAAGGUGGGCAUCAUUGUGGAUGUGCUGAGCAGCACGGCGUCCAAUCAUAAUGGCUUCCCUGUGGUGGAGGAUGCCGACGGCACGCAGCCAGCCCGGCUCCAGGGCUUAAUCCUGCGCUCCCAGCUCAUCGUCCUGCUCAAGCACAAGGUGUUCAUAGAACGCUCUUAUAUGGGCCUGCUACGGCGCCGGCUGCGGCUGAAGGACUUCCGUGAUGCCUACCCGCGCUUCCCCCCCAUCCAGUCCAUCCAUGUGUCCCAGGACGAGCGGGAGUGCACCAUGGACCUCUCUGAGUUCAUGAACCCCUCCCCCUACACGGUGCCCCAGGAGGCAUCUCUCCCGCGGGUGUUCAAGCUGUUUCGGGCCCUGGGCCUCAGGCACCUGGUGGUGGUGGACAACUGCAAUCAGGUGGUCGGGCUGGUGACCAGGAAGGACCUCGCCAGGUACCGGCUUGGGAAGGGGGGCCUAGAGGAGCUCUCUCUGGCCCAGACGUGAGGCCCUGGCACCUCCCCCGGGGUGCCUGCCUCGCUCCCCAGGCAGCGGCGGAUCCAGCGUCCUCCAGACCUCGGGGACAGCCCAGCCAGCGUGUGACACGUGUGGUCUCUUCGUGUUCUCAGUGCCCCCCUCCCCCCCAACCUCAUUCCUUCACCCUCCAAGAUUUCACACGCCAGCCUCCUGUUUCCUGACUUCGAGGAGUCAGUUUGUAGAACUGCUGCUCUUUUUUCUGAGAGACCGCAAGUGUGCGUAUGUAUCUGCAUGUGUGUGCACGUGUGACAGCUGGCAGGCUGGGCCCUGUGGGUCCGAGUACUGCAGCCCCCAGGACGGGCCCAUUGCCUGGAAGCAGUGCACCCUAAGCACCGCCAGCUGGAGGCCUGGGCGACUCGCUGCAGCAGAGGCCUCUGGUCCUGUCCCUCUCAGCCCUCAGCUCAGUUUGCGGCCGUGAGAUUUGGGGUCUGGGCAGAAACACAAGCUGAACUCAUGAAGGCGAGGGCUCGGGGGAGCAGGACCACCUGGAGAGCAGACCCUGGAGCCGCACUCCCAGACACCCGUGCACCCCAAGCCACACCCACUUGGUGCAGUGGGCUCUGAGCCGGGGUCUGGGCCAAAGGGGAGAGCUGAGACAUUCCUGUGGGCCCGGACCCCCAAGUCCAGCCAUGCCUCUAUCACAGCGCCCGUGUGGACGGCACAGGGAAGGCGGGUCUUCUCAGCACACGGGGGCCCCAUGGGCCCCUGAGGACCCCCAGCCCCGAGUGAUGUUCUGGGGCAGCUCUGCUUCCAGUGUGUUGGGGGCAGGUUGUUUCUGGGAAGAGCUGGCGAGCCCAGAGCAGGGAUGCACCCCUCCCAGGCUGGGCAGUGCCAGAUUUGGGAUCCUGUGUCCCCAGUGCCCCACGGGACUUUUUUUCUAAAGUGACUCACGUCCCCAGCCCACUUCUGUGAUGAGGUCCGUGGAUUCCUUUGUGGUAGGUUGGCGGGCACUCCACCUGGCUUUUAGCCUCUUUCAAGGGGAUGGGGCCGCAAAAGACCUCUUCCAUCCUGGCAGGGGAGCCCUCCAUGGGGGGCACAGGGGUCCAAGUGUGGGGAUCUGAAUGGGAGAAAUAAAGGAAUUGUACCCAGA
This is a messenger RNA of Aethalodelphis obliquidens (Pacific white-sided dolphin), 3656 nucleotides long. It is a transcript of the gene CLCN7, whose product is annotated as Cl-/H+ antiporter 7. Gene Ontology annotation, biological process: chloride transport; transmembrane transport. Lineage: Eukaryota; Metazoa; Chordata; Mammalia; Artiodactyla; Delphinidae. Gene Ontology annotation, molecular function: chloride:proton antiporter activity. Gene Ontology annotation, cellular component: intracellular membrane-bounded organelle; lysosomal membrane. The transcript is spliced from 25 exons. The record is from RefSeq and is a predicted model, not a curated record. The coding region runs from base 53 to 2536 and encodes 827 amino acids.